Messenger RNA from Ziziphus jujuba (common jujube), 972 nucleotides. RefSeq lists its product as uncharacterized. The record is from RefSeq and is a predicted model, not a curated record. The transcript has 5 exons. NCBI's taxonomy places the organism in Eukaryota, Viridiplantae, Streptophyta, Magnoliopsida, Rosales, Rhamnaceae. Gene Ontology annotation, cellular component: TRAPP complex; cytosol; cis-Golgi network membrane. Gene Ontology annotation, biological process: intra-Golgi vesicle-mediated transport; endoplasmic reticulum to Golgi vesicle-mediated transport. Bases 174 to 734 code for a protein of 186 amino acids.
AUCCAGAUCAUUUAGUUCGUAUCAGUAGAUCGGUGAUGGACUGGAUCCGAUAGCUCAAGCCCACAACAUCUUCGUCUCGUCUUUGGGACCAGAAUUCUGAAGCUUGAGUGCCCUGUGCUUCACCUCCACUGCACUGUUUCGCUCGUUCUCUCGCACUCUCAGCUUAUAUCUCCAUGGCUCCCGUUGCACCUAGAUCCGGUGACGCGAUCUUCGCUAACGUUGAGCGCGUGAAUGCCGAGCUGUUUACCUUGACGUACGGCGCGAUUGUGCGCCAGUUGCUUACGGAUCUGGAGGAGGUCGAGGAGGUUAACAAACAGCUUGAUCAAAUGGGCUAUAAUAUUGGUAUUCGUCUGAUUGAUGAGUUUCUGGCGAAAUCUAACGUUUCUAGAUGUGUUGACUUCAAAGAAACUGCUGAAGUAAUUGCAAAGGUAGGUUUUAAAAUGUUCUUGGGAGUCACGGCAUCUGUAACAAAUUGGGAUGCUGAUGGGACAUGUUGCAGCAUUGUUUUGGAGGACAAUCCUCUGGUAGACUUUGUUGAGCUUCCUGAUACAUGUCAGGGUCUUUAUUAUUGCAACAUCCUAAGUGGAGUUAUCAGAGGUGCCUUAGAGAUGGUAUCCAUGAAGACUGAAGUGACAUGGCUUCGUGAUAUGCUUCGAGGUGAUGAUGCUUUUGAGUUGCAGGUUAAACUCCUGAAGCAAGUUCCGGAAGAGUACCCAUAUAAAGAUGAUGAGUAAAAUGGUAGAUUAUAAUGUUAUAGACGUUCACUGUUUUCUAAUGUUCUCUUUUCUGUUGAGAGCAAACGUAGUGGCAGCUUAUCUUCUCUUUGUUACACAUUCCUUUGGUAUUUUGAAUAUAUAAUUAGUUUUUAUUCAUAAGAAUUUAUAACUAUGUAACAAAAAAAUCAACAUUUGUCAUGAUAUGCCGUUGCAUUUUUCCUCAGUUUAUACAUACAACUAUGCAAACAGGUUACUU